Messenger RNA from Thermothielavioides terrestris NRRL 8126, 895 nucleotides. RefSeq lists its product as uncharacterized. The transcript is spliced from 3 exons. Gene Ontology annotation, biological process: mitochondrial electron transport, succinate to ubiquinone; tricarboxylic acid cycle. Gene Ontology annotation, molecular function: succinate dehydrogenase activity; electron transfer activity. The record is from RefSeq and is a predicted model, not a curated record. Gene Ontology annotation, cellular component: membrane. The coding region runs from base 143 to 709 and encodes 188 amino acids. Lineage: Eukaryota; Fungi; Ascomycota; Sordariomycetes; Sordariales; Chaetomiaceae.
CGUGCAGCCGAGGUGCCGAGCCCAGCGCUGCGAUCCCGAACCUGCAACUUCGCGGGUCGGCAUCAUCAACCUCAAAUCUCGCAUUCGACAACGCAACUCGCCUGGUUCCAGAUUCGCCCUCUGCCGCCAGCCCACAUCCGCCAUGAUUGCCCAGCGAGCAGGAACGACGGCGCUUCGCCGAGUGGCUGGCAAGCCCAACUCCUUCUUCACCGCCAACGUGGCCAAGCUCGGUCUCGCCCAGCCGCUUUCCACCACCCAGACCAGACCAGUCGCGACGCAAAAGAUCACGGCGGCAGACGCGCAGGCCCUGCUGGCGAAGCAGCGUCUCAACCGGCCGGUGUCGCCGCACCUGGCCAUCUACGACAAGCAGCAGACGUGGUUCGGCGGGUCGGCGUGGCAGCGCAUCACGGGGUCGGCGCUGAGCGGGGGGCUGUACGUGUUCGCGACGGCGUACCUGGUGGCGCCGCUGGCCGGGUGGCACCUGGAGAGCGCGUCGCUGGCGGCCGCGUUCGGCGCGCUGCCGCUCGCCGCCAAGGGCGCCCUCAAGUUCCUCGCCGCCUGGCCCUUCGCCUACCACGCCGUCAACGGCGUCCGCCACCUCGCCUUCGACCUCGGCUACGGCUUCAAGCGCCAGACCAUUGUCAAGACCGGGUGGUACAUCUGGGGUGUCUCCGUCGUCGGGGGGCUGUAUCUGGCUUUCUUCCUUUGAGAGAGAAGGGGAAAAGAGAAACAACGAGUGCGGUCGUGAAAUGGGGCGGUCAAGUGCAAGGGCCUGAGGAGGAGAGAGGAUGAAGGGAGAAGGUGGUUGACCCAAACGCGAAGAAGAUCCCAGCGGUUGGGCUCGGCAGCAGAUUGUCGGGGUUGUUGGCCUGGGCCGUAAAUACUAGACAAGGAG